ACACUGUCCGGUGUUUACAGUUUCCUCUAAGUUUUUUUUCCCUCCCAUUUCUACAGUUCAAAGUCUUCUCAGGUAGCAGACGACGAAACCGUAUCGUUGGAAUGGCUCUGGAAAUUUUUCACAAAGACGAAACUCUGCAAAUGCGGAGGGAGCUAAUUGGAGAGUCCUGCAGACUCUUUUUCUCCAAUGAUCCCGUGAAAAUAUUGAGAGCACGGGGUCAAUAUUUAUAUGAUGAGAAUGGCAUGCAGUACUUAGAUUGCAUAAGUAAUGUUCAACAUGUGGGACACUGUCACCCCAGCAUCACUCAGGCCGCGGCUGCUCAGAUGGAUCUUCUAAAUUCAAACACUAGAUUCCUUCAUGAUAAUAUAGUGCAGUAUGCAUCUCGGCUGGCAGCAACACUGCCAAAGAAGAUUUGUGUCUUUUAUUUUGUCAACUCAGGUUCCGAGGCUAAUGAUCUUGCGUUGAGACUGGCCCGUCAGUAUACCCAACACCAGGAUGUCAUCGUGCUGGAUCAUGCAUAUCAUGGACAUGUCACCUCACUCAUCGACAUCAGCCCGUACAAGUUCCGAAAACUAGAGGGACAAAAAGAAUGGGUUCAUGUGGCACCACUUCCUGAUACUUACCACGGUAUUUACAGAGAAGAUCAUCCUGACCCUGGACAGGCUUAUGCAGACACCGUGAAAUGUCUAAUUGAAGAGGCACAUAAGAAAGGCCGCAAGAUUUCAUCUUUUUUUGCUGAAUCUUUACCCAGUGUUGGUGGCCAGAUCAUUUUUCCAACUGGUUAUUGUAAAAGAGUAGCAGAAUACGUUCAUGAAGCAGGAGGGGUUUAUGUGGCAGAUGAGAUUCAGACGGGCUUCGGUCGUGUUGGGAGUCAUUUCUGGGCUUUUCAGCUUGAAGGCGAAGACUUCUGCCCUGACAUUGUGACUAUGGGCAAACCAAUGGGCAAUGGUCAUCCGAUUGGAUGUGUGGCCACUACAAAGGAGAUAGCUGGUGCUUUUACAGCCAAUGGUGUGGAGUACUUCAACACAUUUGGUGGUAACCCAGUAUCCUGUGCCAUUGGUCUGGCGGUUUUAGAUGUGAUAGAAAAAGAAGACCUCAGAGGCAAUGCUGUGCGUGUCGGAGGUCAUCUUAAAGAGCUGCUCCUUCAGCUUCAGACUAAACAUCAACUCAUCGGAGAUGUGCGUGGUGUUGGACUGUUUAUAGGUAUGGAGCUAGUUAAAGACAGAGUGUCCCGAAAACCAGCAACAGAAGAAGCAGCACAUUUUGUUCGAAGGCUUAAAGAGGAGCGCAUAGUUAUUAGCACUGAUGGACCAUGGGACAGUGUCAUCAAAUUCAAACCUCCAAUGUGCUUCAGUAUGGAGGAUGCUGAAAGAGUCGCUACUUGCUUAGACCAAAUUCUCACAGAAUUGAAGAAUACCCACCAAAAAGAGAACUGUGGAAAAAGUGUAUUAAUGUAGUGCAUAAAGCAAACAUUUUACAUGAUUUGCAUUCUUGAAUAUAAAUCUGUAUAUUCAAAAUUCAAAUACUGAAAGGUGAAAAUUCACUCAUGCUACACAUCUGUCAUCAAAAACUUUUGAAAUAAAACUUAUAUAUUAGCAUGAAAUCACACCUCUAUAUGCAAGUUUCCAGAAUGAGGUGUAAACAAAUAAUAAAGAGUUAAAGAUUUCGUUGCUUUUAUACUUACAGUCAUACAACAAUAUAAAUCACUUUCUGUAAACCUGAUUGUAUACAAAUACUCUCUAUAAUUCUGUAUAUUACAUUUGUACUAAAAUAUGUGUUGUGACUGCAUUAAAUAUGAUGAUACUAUGUAUAAUGACACUAAUAAUAAAUGUAGUAAUAGACAAGAAGAUUUGCUUU
Molecule: messenger RNA, 1857 nt
Organism: Pimephales promelas (fathead minnow)
Lineage: Eukaryota; Metazoa; Chordata; Actinopteri; Cypriniformes; Leuciscidae
Gene: phykpl
Product: 5-phosphohydroxy-L-lysine phospho-lyase
Cellular component (GO): mitochondrion
Molecular function (GO): pyridoxal phosphate binding; transaminase activity
Source: RefSeq, a predicted model, not a curated record